CGGGCAGUUUGAUGCUUAUCUCCCUUAGCAAUCGUAGAAAUAUACGUCACGUGACUUAUUCAAGAUGGCAGCGACCAAGCGGCUAACGAAGGAACUUGGGGACUUGAGGAAGAGUGAUGUAAAAUAUUUCAGAAAUAUAACUGUGGAUGAGUCAAACAUCUUGUAUUGGCAAGGUCUUUUAGUACCAGAACAGCCUCCAUAUAAUAAAGGAGCAUUUAGGAUAGAAAUAGUAUUCCCUGCAGAGUAUCCAUUUAAACCACCCAAAGUAACAUUUAAGACAAAGAUUUAUCACCCAAACAUUGAUGAAAAAGGACAAGUUUGUUUACCAAUUAUAAGUCCCGAGAAUUGGAAGCCAGCAACUAAAACAGAUCAGGUUAUACAAUCAUUAAUAGACUUAGUUCACAAUCCUGAGCCUGAACACCCACUCAGGGCAGAUGUUGCAGAGGAGUUCACAAAAAACAAUGCCAAAUUUAUGAAAAAUGCAGAGGAGUUCACAAAGAAACAUGCAGAAAAACGUCCAUAUGAUUAAUAAUGUGAAAAGUUAUUAAUAGAAGAUGGGAGACCAGUGUUGUUCAUAGAAAGAAGAAGGCUGGGAGAAGAAAUGUUAUGAAAGUGAACAUUUUGCCUUUGAGUUCCCUUUAAAAAGGAUUGAUAUAUAUAUAUUUUAAUGCAAAAAACUGUUUCUUUAAGAAAUAUUCGUAUGUUCUUCAUGUUAGCUUAUAAUAAUAAUUCUGUAUUUAAUUAAGGUCCUUAUGGAAAAGUUGGUUUGCUUAUAAGAGUGGGUUUUUUUCCAGUCAUUGCUAAGUGAGCAAUGUAAACUUCAGUAUUCUGAAAAUUCCCUUUGCAAUAAUAUGUACAUGGAUA
Saccostrea echinata is the source of this 864-nucleotide messenger RNA. RefSeq names its product ubiquitin-conjugating enzyme E2 L3-like. NCBI's taxonomy places the organism in Eukaryota, Metazoa, Mollusca, Bivalvia, Ostreida, Ostreidae. The record is from RefSeq and is a predicted model, not a curated record. The transcript is spliced from 4 exons. The coding region runs from base 65 to 529 and encodes 154 amino acids.